This is a messenger RNA of Microthlaspi erraticum, 579 nucleotides long. NCBI's taxonomy places the organism in Eukaryota, Viridiplantae, Streptophyta, Magnoliopsida, Brassicales, Brassicaceae. The record is from the annotation of a GenBank genome assembly.
AUGGGACUAGCUCAACCAAUGCCUAAAGAGUUAAGUUUAGGUGAUAAAGGAGCCAGCUCGACCAACAGCUCGAUCAAGCUUAAAACAAAGGCAACUCGAUCGAGUUCCACAACUCGACCAAGGGACUCAACUUUAAGAAUCAACAAGUUUAAGAUGCUGAGAGGUGAAAGAAGCAAGGCAGCGUUCACAAAGGAGGAGAUAACGAGAGAAGCAAGGAGAAUGCUUAACACACUAACCAAGGAAGAUGAGGAAGAGAUUGAGAGGUUGAGGGAAGAGAGGAGAACCAAGAGGAGGAAUGACCCAAUCAGCAGUGAGAGUGAAUUGGGAGAAUUCGAGAUUGGAAUGAACCAUGGAAGGGGAGAAAGGGGUGAAUCCUCAAAUGAAGAAGGGGAAGAGGUUAAUCAAGAGAUAGAAGGGAAUAAUAACGAAAAUGCCAUUACUUUUUUGGCCGGUGGUCUACGGCUGAGGUCUACGUUCGACCAGAAGACCAACAGAACCUCAUCCUCUACACUUAUUCACGAAACUGCCACUCUCAUCAAUGAACUCAACCACCAUUUUCAACUAACUCCAAGCUUUUAA